Molecule: messenger RNA, 2048 nt
Organism: Paramuricea clavata
Lineage: Eukaryota; Metazoa; Cnidaria; Anthozoa; Malacalcyonacea; Plexauridae
Source: the annotation of a GenBank genome assembly
AUGAUUGAUGACCUAAAUAAUCCUACGAACCAAUUGAUUCACUCCAUUUCCUCAUGGCAUCGGUUGAAGAAAGUAAUAGCCGUAUUUCUUCGCACAAAGAAGAUUCUACGAGACAAGAUACAAGCUCGUUCAAGUGUAAACAAGGAAAACUUAAUCGCAAACAGUCAUUCCAACUCCCUCUCUGCUGAAGACCUAGCCCAAGCUGAGAUCGCCAUCGUAAAGUUCAUUCAGUUAACUACGUUUCACAAAGAGAUAAUGUGUCUUAGCAACAUCAAGCUCGAAGACUCCGCAGACUACCGGAAGUUUCAGAAAAGCAAAAAAUUGACUAUCAAGAAAGUCAGCUCGAUCCAUCGUCUCGAUCCAUACCUUAAAGACGGAAUCCUUAGAGUUGGAGGCCGACUUAAUCGUGCAGAGCUGUCGCCAGAAACUGCCCAUCCAAUCAUCUUACCUUACAAGAAUCAUGUAACAACCCUCAUCAUUCGUCAUCUACACCGACAGUUAGGUCAUGUUGGACGAAAUCAUGUUAUCGCAGCUAUUCGCGAAAAGUAUUGGGUGAUAAAGGUUAACGCCGCAGUACGACGAGUCCUCUCCAAAUGUAUGUUUUGCCUUCGCCAUCACGGAAAAGUUAGCGAACAAAAGAUGGCUGAUUUACCCGAAGACCGCAUUACGCCAGCACCUCCAUUUACCCACACAAAGGUUGAUUACUUCGGCCCUUUCAUCCUAAAAGAAAGACGAAAAAAAUUGAAGAGAUAUGGGGCAAUUUUUACUUGUUUGGUGAGCAGAGCUGUGCAUAUCGAAAUCGCUAAUCUCUCGAUUCAGAUUCGUUCAUUUUGGCACUACGUCGUUUCAUAGCUCGCCCUGGUCCAGUAAGAUGUUUAAGGAGUGAUAACGGUUCAAACUUUGUUGGCGCGAAUAAAGAACUUAAACGAGCCCUAGAAGAAAUGGAUCAAAAUAGUAUCCGUAAUAGUAUCCGAGAAGGAAUCGAAAUGGCAAUUUAAUCCACCAUCGGCUAGCCACAUGGGCGGUGUGUGGGAGCGCCAAAUCAGAUCUACGAGAAAAGUUCUGGCUGGGUUGAUGUACGAGCAUGGAAGUCGUUUGGAUGAAGAGUCGUUCAGGACUUUGAUAUGCGAAGUUGAAGCUGUAAUUAACUCCAGAUCAUUGACGGUGGUAUCAAAUGACCCUUCCGAUUUGCACCCACUAACUCCUAAUCACCUCCUUACAACGAAGUCUGCUGUGACACUUCCUCCGCCUGGACAUUUUCAGAAAAACGACGUUUACCUACAUCGUCGUUGGCGAAGAGUUCAAUACCUGGUAAACCUAUUCUGGACUAGAUGGAAGAAAGAAUACCUUCUUACCCUGCAAAACCGAAGCAAAUGGCAACAACCUAAGCGUAACCUGAUGACGGGAGAUGUGGUAAAUUUGAAAGAAGAGAAUACACCUCGUAAUAUGUGGCCCUUGGGCCUAGUCGUGGACACAGAACCAGAUUCUCAAGGAUUCAUUAGGACUGUAAUGGUGAAGAUAAAAGAAACUGUGUAUAAAAGACCAAUCUCAAAGAUUGUACUUUUAUUGGCUAAAGUAGAUAAGUGAAUUGUGUAAACUUCUUGCGAAGUCUAGGGACCGGGAAUGUUAUUGGGUUUGCAUUUAAGUAUAAAAUUUGUUAAAUGAUUAAUUAUGCAAAUUAUAGUUUGUUAUGCAAGAUUGACAUUGGACAUUUUGUAAGGCUUUUAAUACUUGCUAGAAAAUUAACUAGUCAGUUGAUCAUACGAUACGAAGUCGAACAGAAGGCGUUUCAUUUAUGUUAUAAGUGACAGUAUAACGAUCGAAGUUGAGUUAAAGGUUAAACGAACUUGCUUCACCUUAAACGGACACAGAUGUCCUUACUUGUGUAUUUAUUACUGUGUGCAUUCAUGUUUAAAUGUUUUGUAGUAUAGUUUAGCAUGCAUGUAUUUCUUUAUCUUUGAUUUUAGUUUUUAGUUACCUAUCCGAAUACACCGAGAAGCGAUGGCGAACUCUUAAACGGCCACAAUGCUGAACGUGGAUUGAGAUAA